Molecule: messenger RNA, 1935 nt
Organism: Chara braunii
Lineage: Eukaryota; Viridiplantae; Streptophyta; Charophyceae; Charales; Characeae
Source: the annotation of a GenBank genome assembly
GAGGGGCAUGGAGAGCAGGCAAAGGAGGUGUCAUGAGAGGAAGUGCCACGAGAGGAGGUGCCACAGGGGGAGAUACCACGAGAGGAGAUGCCACGGGAGGAGGUACCACAGGAAGAGGUUCGGGGUACUCAGCGAGAGAGAGGGCUGGGCGAUGAGGGGAGACGUGCAAGGAAGGAAGUGAUAGAGGUUGGAGAGGACACGCCCCCACAGACGCCAGCAGUGGGUUUGAGACUCGGGGAUGCACCAGGGAGCACCCGGCAGGCAAAGGAGGGGUUGCAGAGAGAGAAGGCCCCAGCUGUAAGGAGAGAAGCUUUGAUCCUGGUUGAUAGGCACCUAGCAGCUCAUGCCCUGGAGCACCCAGACCUGGAGGAGCCAGCACCUGCAGAGCCAUGCCAAGAGUUAUGCCAGCCCAAGAAGGAGAUGGAAGCAGAGAUCCCAAAGAGGGUCGACCUCCGCAUGAGGGAAAGGGUGCCAGCUGGAGAGACGACUGAAGAAAAGAGGGCAAGAAGAACUAGACGGAUAGAUGAGAUAUGGCAGGAGAGACAGAGGUUGGAGGCAGCGGGGGAGCUCCCGGAGCAGCAACAGGAGAGGCAGAGAUCGGAGGCAGCAGGAGCACUCCCGGGUCAGCCACCCAGCGCGCCAGCCAAGGCCCCGAAGAUUCCUGAGAUGUGGAGAGACUUCUGGGAGCAGAGAGGAGACGAGCUUUCAUCGCCAGUAAGAGCCGGGUUUGGGGUGGCCAGGAAGCGGGAAGAGAGGUUAGAUCGUAAAAUCAAGUUCCUGGCCAAGACCACUUUUGACCGACACUUGUUAUUGGAGGGCGAUCUAACAAGGAAGAAGAUGAAGGAAGCAAGUCAUGGAGUACGCCUGGAGGCUAUGGAGAUGGAAAUUCAGGAACUCAAGACCUUGGUGGCCAGCCAGGCAGCAAUCAUCGAGAGUCUGAGGCAGCAAACCCAAGGAAGGGUGGACAUGCCAGAGAGCAGCAGGCAGGGAGAGCAGAGGCAGCCAGGACAAGGAUUGCCAGGACAGCCAUCUGCAGCAGAGCCUCGCCAGGAGCCACCUAUGGGGAGAGUUAUCCUGGAGUCAGAGGAGGCUAGAGCCCAGAGACAGGCAGAGAGAGAGGCGUUCGAGUUUAGAGCCCCUACUGAGCUCGCGACGCUGCCAGUGGCGGCGGCAGGCCCAGUCGUACCUUUGGCAAUAGAGGAGGGGUUGCCACCAUCUAGCAGUGAGCCGGCUCAGGGCUCGGCAGAGGGAUCCAUGGGCGUGCUCCUUGAGGCGGUGCAUACUAUGCAGAAGGAGGUGAGUUUGUUUUCACCUGAGCAGAGGAUAGAGGAGUCUCUUGAGAGAGAGAUAGGGAUUGAAGCAGAGAGUACCAUCGAGAGCAGACUCCAAAGGAUAGGCACACCUGAGUAUGGACCAGAGGAGAUUGAGGAGCAGCCCACGGCAGUGCCAGAAACGACACUCGAGAGGAGGCCUCAGAGGUUGGACACGCCCGAGUACGUCCCAGCGACAGAGGAUUUGAGAGGCAGACUAGGAUCUUGGGCUACUGGAUUUGGGUCUAGUGGACCGGUUCCGGGGAUAGAGCAGCAGGAAAUCGUUAGUACCGCAGCUCCUCGAUUAGAGCAGCAGGGGGGUGUCGGUACCUUGGUGGGAUCUCCUUCAUCACCACCUCGACAGCCCAAGAAGAAGAAGUUCAAGAGGAAGAUUGAUCAGCUAUGCUUCUACUGCAAAAGGGGCAUGCAUCUGGCUCUGGACUGUCUCAAGUUCCUUGAGGAUAAGGCAGUAGGGAAGGUCUCAGAGGCAGGGGGUAAAAUGUAUGAUAGACAGGGCAAGAUAGUAGAAAAGUCUGCAGAUGGACUUAGGGCUCAGUUAUAUAGGCAAAACCAAGAGGAGUUGAGGAGAUAGUGCCGGUUUUGUUUAUAUAAGUGAGCGAGCAUU